This is a messenger RNA of Apiotrichum porosum, 1122 nucleotides long. RefSeq lists its product as uncharacterized. Gene Ontology annotation, biological process: endoplasmic reticulum calcium ion homeostasis. Gene Ontology annotation, cellular component: endoplasmic reticulum. Gene Ontology annotation, molecular function: calcium ion binding. The coding region runs from base 1 to 1122 and encodes 373 amino acids. The transcript has 3 exons. The record is from RefSeq and is a predicted model, not a curated record. NCBI's taxonomy places the organism in Eukaryota, Fungi, Basidiomycota, Tremellomycetes, Trichosporonales, Trichosporonaceae.
AUGUCCGGUAUCUUCCAGCUCCUCGGCGGCCUCGCGCCCCAGGGCCCCACCAACGCUGCUCGCGAGUAUGACGGCUUUGAGCUGCGCUGGAAGAUGUUCGUCUUCCGCCCGGCCACCUUCAAGUUUGAGGGCAUCAUGCUGGCCAUUCUCGGCCUGUACGUCGCCAUCCACCUUGUGGGCAAGGCCAUCAACAUGGGCCGCGCUCGCAAGACCGUCGACGCAUUCACCCCGCUCGUCACGGACAACUUUACAUCGGUCCGCCCGCUCCUCAGCUCGUCGUCGGCCCUCCACUUGCUCUAUGCUACCGGUCGCCGCAACGUCCUCUGCCUCCAGGCCACCCUCAAGCUCCAGCCCCUCCACGACAUCAUCUCGCUCAUCUGGCAGACUGUCUGGUCCAUCAUCGAGCCCACCUCGGACAACAGCGAGGCCCUCGAGGUCGACCUGACCCUCGGCCGUGGUGCCAGCGGUCUCCAGGGCGAGGCUGCCGGUGUCUGGGCCAUUAUUGACAAGGGCUCGCUCACCAAGACCCGUACCCGUUUUGACCUUUCGUUCCCCCGCCUCCACGAGUCGGCCGUUGUCCCCAUCACCCACUCGCUCUUCUCGGAGCACUCUGAGAUCACCGACGCGCUCCUGAAGACCCCCAACGUCGGCAUCACCGACCUCCUCGCCAACCCCGCCGCCGCCAAGGUCCUCAAGACCUUCAUCGUCACCGACCAGCCCCCCAUGCGCCCCACCAAGGGUCCCCUCAAGGCCGAGCACAAGGCCCGCAAGGUCGAGGUCACCUUCAACAAGCCCGCUUCCACUUCGGACAACGAGGCUGUCACCGCCUGGCUCCAGGUCGCCCUCAACGUCUCGGACCUCAUCUCGCGCCCCGGCUUUGUCAAGGCCGAGGUCGGCCGCAAGCUCGCGCGCACCCGCGCCGAGGUCGACGUCUCCCUCGAGAAGCAGUACCAGAAGGAGCUGCAGGAGGACGGCCUGGCCGAGAAGAGCCCCGAGGACAAGCGUGCCGAGAGGAAGCGCCUCGAGCGCUCCCAGCUCAGCGAGAAGGAGCUCAAGCGCCAGGAGGAGCUCAACCGCAAGCGCGAGAUGCGCAAGAUGCAGAAGAAGCAGAUGAAGGCGUAA